Molecule: messenger RNA, 3129 nt
Organism: Sander lucioperca (pikeperch)
Lineage: Eukaryota; Metazoa; Chordata; Actinopteri; Perciformes; Percidae
Gene: crlf3
Product: cytokine receptor-like factor 3
Exons: 9
Coding region: 141-1478 (445 amino acids)
Molecular function (GO): protein binding
Source: RefSeq, a predicted model, not a curated record
CCAAAAUUCUCGGAAGUGUCAUUUUUGGACUUGAGUAAAACUUCGGCAUAUCUAGCGGUGGUGUAGCGGUGGCAAGGAGCUGAUUCAGAAAGUUUGGGACUAAAUGGCUACCACAAAGCAGUAAAACAGGAGGCGGGAGGAUGUCUGUGGAGGUGGACGUGAUGCUGCAGGAGGCGAAAGAAAGCAUCGAGGCGGCCCAGAACUACCGCAGUGAACUCCAGCAGCGCCUGAAUGGCCUCAACCAGGCCCGCAAACAGGUCCGGGGCAGCUCGGGUCAGGCCCGCGAGGCCCUCCGGCGCCACUUCACGGAGCUGCAGGCGGCAGCGAGUCAGUUGCUGACGGAGCGAUUGGCCACCCUGCUGGCCGAGGUGGACGCCAUCGAGGCGGACAGCGUCAAACCUCUAGAUGACUGCCAGAGCCUCAUUGAGCACGGGGUGGGCCAGGCCGACGAGCUGCUCAGAGAAGGGGAAGCAGCUCUGCGUUGUGGUCUCGGGGAGAAGGAGGACAAACUGGGCAGUUUCACCAAGAAGGCCAUGCACAUCCAACUGGACAGCCUCCCAGAGGUACCAGCGUUGGUGGACGUGCCGUGUGUUUCCGCCCAGCUGGACGACUCCCUGCUGGGUCUGCUGAGGGACCGGGUGACCCGCCUUGGCUCCGUCUCCUCCCACCCGCCUGUACAGAUAGAAGAGCUGCAGGAGAGACCGGGUGGCACCCUGGUCCGCUGGUGUAAGGUGGAUGAGGACUUUACAGCAGCGGAUUAUCGGCUGCAGUACCGGCGGUCUGGCAGCGGGGGGAGCCAGUACGAGGACGCCUACAUCGGUCGGGACUGCGAGUUCCUGGUUCUCCACCUCGACCCUCACACUGAUUAUCUGUUCAGGGUCUGCGCCCGCGGGGAGGGUCGCACCGAGUGGAGCCCCUGGAGCAUCCCCCAGACGGGUUACACCACACUCGCACCGCAUGAGUGGUGUCCAGGCACUGAGGGCUACAUCCUGAGCAGCCGGAGAAACAUCGCUCUACGCAGUGACUCCUCCCAGUCGCGCUGCCCCGUCCUCUACUCCAACGCACCCACCUACUUCUGUGGCCAGACGCUCACCUUCAAGAUGUCUGCAGCAGGUCAGAUGGAUCGGAGGGACAGUCUGGGUGUGUGCGUGGACAGCGGGAGGGGGGAAGAGUCACUUCAGAGAGACCAGGCCGUCUGCAUUUCCACCAACGGUGCUGUAUUCGUCAACGGUAAAGAGAUGACUAACCAGCUGCCGGCCAUCACCGUGGGCUCUGCUGUCACCUUCGACAUGGAAGUGGUGAACCUGUUUCCCAUCAGCAACAACAACCUGAGCGAGGGGGGCAACUUCAAGCUGAGGGUGACCAUCGGCUCAGGGAACCGGGAGGUGGUGUUUGAUUGGCUGGUGGACCAGGCAGUGGACUGCCUCUUCUUCGGCUGCUCUUUCGUCCACUCCGGCUGGAAGGUGCUGGUGUUUUAACGGAUCCUUUUUAAUCUGCUGGAGUCCAGGAGCUCGUCCCGCAGGCUCGGUCAUCUCCAGUUUAAAUGUUUCUCUUCUGUUGUCCUAUACCUAUAGGGUGCAGAGUCUGGAAACAGUCAGUCAUUUCAUCCCAGAAUUUCUUCCAACAGCCGUUAAGUUCCAAAUUAGCAGCUACCAGGGACGUCACAGGAAGGGCUUAGCCCCCAGGGUAUGCGUAACCUUCGCAACAAGACGAGUUGAAACUAGCAACUACUUGCAAUUCUAAAACCUGCCAGUUUACACCAAUGCGGCGAGAGGAGACUUUUUGUACUUCGGUUCUAACUUUCGACUUUUUUUGUAGCUGGAUAUAUCAUUUGUUGUGUCUAAAUAUGAAUUUGGAUAACGUUAGCGAUAGUGAGAUGCUUUGCUGCGGUUGCAUCUCUAAUGAUGAAUGAUGCAUCGGCGAAAACGUUUUCUUUCUCUGGUUCACUGCUUUGUUUUAACGGCGCUAGCUCUCGCCAGUCACUCCCUAGCUCGCUCGACCACAAAAGCUUACCGUGCCCGCGGGCGCUCGUCGCGCCUCUGUCUGCCAUUUCGACCCCUUGACAGUUCGUAACAUAGAAAUAAAACACACACACUACACACCGAUGAAUGGGGAUGUAAGAUUGAUUCAUUGUAGUGAGUGAUACAGAGUGCACUGUAAAAAGUCUAAAUCUAAUUAUUAUUUUUCCUAUUAUUACGGGGGGGCCUUGGAAAAGCUACUAGCAGCUACACAUAAUGGUCUGUAAGUCACGUACCAACUGAGGAAAUGGGAUGGACCCUGAUGAUUCCAGACUCUUUGUCAAACCCUGUCAGUGUUUCCAUCCGCUGUACAUGUGAACCAGCAGAUCAUCAGCCAACAAUGAUCCAGCUCUUCUUCAGUCUUCAGGAAGCCACGUCGGAGAAAUGAUAUUUGUGUUCGUGACAGCUUCUUGGCUUUUAGUCUGAUUAUCUGGCCUUCUUACAAGGUUGGCCAUUGUUUACAGCUUUGCUAUUUUUUUUUUUAUUUUUUAUGUGGCGUCUUCCCUUGCUGUGGGGAAGAGUUUCAGUAGGCCUUUGAUCUAUGCAUCAUCUUCUUUUAGUAACAGUUUGUAGAUGAAAAACACAGCCUGUCAGGACACACACACACACACACACACACACACACACAUACACACACUGUUCCUAGGAGGCCAUGAGAGAAUAGAAUAUACAUUUUUAUCUUUAGUUUGUUUCUGGGAGCAUCAGGAGAGCAAAGAUAGAAAUGUUAGAAUUUGCUAAACCUGCUAGUCUUUUUUAUUGUUUUUACUUUAUUUGUGUAUCUUAAAAAUAACCCGUCACUGUGAAAGUCACACCUCGUCUCGUAUUUUUCUUUGCCUUCUAAACUUGUUUAUCAGAAGUUUAAAGGGACAGUUCAUCAAAACCACAAACCAGCCUGAGUGUUGUCUGUCUGUCGGUCUGUCUGGAGUUCUCAGAGGUUUGGAGAACCACAGUACAUACUGUAUAACAGCACAUGUAGCUCAGUGGAAGCCUGGAGCUUUGAGGCAGUUUGGGCAACAGAGGGGCCUAAAAUAGCACAAAGACGUUCUAAAGUUAAAACCAUUGGCUUGCUGGAACAAACUUUGUGCUGCUUGUUGGCCCCAAAACUCUGAAA